CUAUUCUUAGCAUUCCACGUGGCGGCUAACAGCGACACAGUAAAGAAGGUGAAUGAGAUCGAGCCAAAGCUGAUUGACAAUUGUGAUGGUGUGAAAACAAAUACUGGCUGCUUCGACUUGAAAAUCACUGAUGUAAUGACGGGAUUCUGGCCAUCGCCAGACGGUGCCCUACCUAAAGAAGAACCCGCAUGCGGAUUCCGUAACGAGCGUUGUGACUACACGUUGAUCAUUUGUGCCGGUGUCUUCUUGGUAGUGGUGCUUUCUUGUGUCGUCACUGCUCUCAUCAUGAUACGAGUAUGGUACGUAUUUGCAGCACCUCAGAUGCUCCUGUUUCUGGCCUCGUGCUCACCUCCACUCUCCUCCAUAUAUCGAUUGUUACAGUUAUCGCUUGGGUCGACGACGACAAAACUGUCGAAUCAAACCUCGUUUGCGAAACAUCACGCUAUAGUCGGCACAAACACUCAUGCCUUCAUUUCACGUCUAUCCACAACGACGUCCAAUCACUUUCAGUCGGGUCGACAUGCAGUUGUUGACAUUGGUACUGUCACCUACCGUAAUCUGCAGAAGAUGCGCCCAUGGUUUUGCUUUCAGAUGAAACAAUCGAUCCACGACAAUCUAAAUCCUUUCCUUGGCAUGUCUUUCAAUGAAAAAGAUGAAAUGGUAUUACUCUGGAAAUACUGUACUCGUGGUACUGUACAGGACAUCAUCUACAACAAGGAUGUGGUGCUGGACGCGAAGUUCCAUGGCGCCUUCAUCAGAGACAUCACACUGGGUUUGGAAUAUCUACACUCAUCUACAAUCGGCUUCCACGGGUCACUUACUCCAUGGGCCUGUCUCAUUGAUCGAAAUUGGAUGGUUAAACUGACAGAUUUUGGAAUCGCAGACUCAUUGGAACGAUGGGAGAAACAAGGUCUCAUUGCCACAGAAACUUUGAAGGAAGGUGAAGAUGAAUGGAAAAGCGGCUCAGCACAGAAAACAAGCAUACUGUACCAGCCACCUGAAGCACUGAGGAAUCGUGAAGAGAACAGAAUUCGACGAGCUGAUCAGUCAUGGAUAAAACAGUCUCAAGCGAGGCGUCAAAUGGGUGACAUCUACGCAUUUGGAAUGGUGAUGUAUGAAAUUCUGUUCCGGGCCUUACCGUUCCCGAGCACUGCUAACAUUGACGAGAUUCUCGACUACAUCCGCGAUGGAAAGCGUUCUUACCGCCCGGCGAUUCAGGACAAGACAGAAAUCCAUCCGGAUCUCAUCGCGCUGCUUCUCGACUGUUGGCACGAGAAUCCCGAAAUACGACCAGGAAUCCGACGAGUUCGACUCAACACUGAGAGCUACUUGAAAGUGAAAGGAUCACUUGUCGACCAAAUGAUGAGCACGAUGGAGCAGUACGCCAACAACUUGGAGAAGCUCGUCAAAGAACGUACUGGUAUGUUGGAAGACGCGAAUGCACGAGCCGACAAACUUCUUUCUCAACUCCUUCCAGAAUACGUAGCAAACGAGCUGAAACUUGGUCGACCAGUACCUCCGAAAAUGUUCCACUCGGCCACCGUGAUGUUCAGUGAUAUUGUUGGCUUCACCACUAUAUGUUCAUCGUCCACACCGUUGGAAGUGGUCAAUAUGCUGAAUGGAAUCUACAAGAAAUUCGAUGAUGUCAUUGAAAAACAUCAUUCCUACAAGGUCAGUCUCAUCCUCAAACGUUAG
This is a messenger RNA of Ostertagia ostertagi, 1695 nucleotides long. The record is from the annotation of a GenBank genome assembly. NCBI's taxonomy places the organism in Eukaryota, Metazoa, Nematoda, Chromadorea, Rhabditida, Trichostrongylidae.